GUAAAUCCAACCUCAUGGACGCCAUCAGCUUCGUGCUGGGGGAGAAGACGAGCAACCUGCGGGUGAAGACGCUGCGGGACCUCAUCCACGGCGCCCCCGUGGGGAAGCCGGCGGCCACGCGGGCCCUGGUCAGCAUGGUCUAUGGGGAGGAGGGGGCCGAGGACCGCACCUUCGCCAGGGUCAUCGUGGGCAGCUCCUCCGAGUACAAGAUCAACAACCGCGUGGUGCAGCUGAGCGAGUACAGCGAGGAGCUGGAGCGGCUCGGCAUCCUCAUCAAGGCCCGCAACUUCCUCGUCUUCCAGGGCGCCGUGGAGUCCAUCGCCAUGAAGAACCCCAAGGAGCGCACGGCGCUCUUCGAGGAGAUCAGCCGCUCGGGGGAGCUGGCCCUCGAGUACGACAAGAGGAAGAAGGAGAUGGUGAAGGCCGAGGAGGACACGCAGUUCAACUACCACCGCAAGAAGAACAUCGCCGCCGAGCGCAAGGAGGCCAAGCAGGAGAAGGAGGAGGCCGACCGCUACCAGCGCCUCAAGGACGAGGUGGUGAGGGCCCAGGUCCAGCUCCAGCUCUUCAAGCUCUACCACAACGAAGCCGAGAUCGAGAAGCUCCACAAGGAAUUGGCUUCCAAGAACCGGGAGAUCGACAAGGACAAGAAGAGGAUGGACAAGGUGGAGGACGAGCUCAAGGACCGCAAGAAGGAGCUGGGCAAGAUGAUGCGGGAGCAGCAGCAGAUCGAGAAGGAGAUCAAGGAGAAGGACUCGGAGCUCAACCAGAAGCGGCCUCAGUACAUCAAGGCCAAGGAGAACACGUCCCAUAAGAUCAAGAAGCUGGAAGCGGCCAAGAAGUCGCUGCAGAACGCGCAGAAGCAGUACAAGAAGCGCAAGGGGGACAUGGAUGAGCUGGAGAAGGAGAUGGUGUCCGUGGAGAAAGCCCGGCAGGAAUUCGAGGAGAGGAUGGAAGAGGAGAGCCAGAGCCAAGGCCGGGACCUCACCUUGGAGGAGAACCAGGUGAAGAAGUACCACCGCCUCAAGGAGGAGGCCAGCAAACGCGCGGCCACCUUGGCCCAGGAGCUGGAGAAGUUCAACCGGGACCAGAAAGCCGACCAGGACCGCUUGGACCUGGAGGAGAGGAAGAAGGUGGAGACCGAGGCCAAGAUCAAGCAGAAGCUGCGGGAGAUCGAGGAGAACCAGAAGCGCAUUGAGAAGCUCGAGGAGUACAUCAGCACCAGCAAGCAGUCCCUGGAGGAGCAGAAGCGCCUGGAGGGGGAGCUGACGGAGGAGGUGGAGCUGGCCAAGCGCCGCAUCGACGAGAUCAACAAGGAGCUCAACCAAGUGAUGGAGCAGCUGGGGGACGCCCGCAUCGACCGCCAGGAGAGCAGCCGCCAGCAGCGCAAGGCCGAGAUCAUGGACAGCAUCAAGAGGCUUUACCCCGGCUCCGUGUACGGGCGCCUCAUCGACCUGUGCCAGCCCACCCAGAAGAAGUACCAGAUCGCCGUCACCAAGGUGCUGGGCAAGAACAUGGAUGCCAUCAUCGUGGACUCGGAGAAGACGGGCAGGGAUUGCAUCCAGUACAUCAAGGAGCAGCGCGGCGAGCCCGAGACCUUCCUGCCCCUCGACUACCUGGAGGUGAAACCCACUGACGAGAAGCUCCGCGAGCUGAAGGGGGCCAAGCUGGUGAUCGACGUGAUCCGCUACGAGCCCCCCCACAUCAAGAAGGCCCUGCAAUACGCCUGCGGCAACGCGCUCGUCUGCGACAACGUGGAGGACGCGCGGCGCAUCGCCUUCGGGGGCCACCAGCGCCAUAAGACGGUGGCGCUGGACGGGACCUUGUUCCAGAAGUCGGGGGUGAUCUCGGGGGGGGCCAGCGACCUGAAGGCCAAAGCGCGGCGCUGGGACGAGAAGGCCGUGGAUAAGCUCAAGGAGAAGAAGGAGAGGCUGACGGAGGAGCUCAAGGAGCAGAUGAAGGCCAAGCGGAAGGAAGCGGAGCUGCGCCAGGUCCAGUCCCAAGCCCACGGCCUCCAAAUGCGCCUCAAGUACUCCCAAAGCGACCUGGAACAGACCAAAACACGGCACCUGGCCCUCAACCUCCAGGAGAAGUCAAAACUUGAGAGCGAAUUGGCCAAUUUUGGGCCUCGCAUCAAUGACAUCAAAAGGAUCAUCCAGGGCCGGGAGCGGGAGAUGAAGGACCUCAAGGAGAAGAUGAACCAGGUGGAGGAUGAGGUUUUUGAGGAGUUUUGCCGGGAAAUCGGGGUCCGGAACAUCCGGGAAUUCGAGGAGGAAAAGGUCAAGAGACAGAACGAGAUCGCCAAGAAGAGGCUGGAGUUCGAGAACCAGAAGACGCGGCUGGGGAUCCAGCUGGACUUCGAGCGGAACCAACUGCGGGAGGACCAGGAGAAGGUGGCCAUGUGGGAGCAGGGCGUGCGCAAGGACGAGGCCGAGAUCGAGAAGCUCAAGAAGGAGGAGCAGCGGCACAUGAAGAUCAUCGACGAGACGAUGGCGCAGCUGCAGGACCUCAAGAACCAGCACCUGGCCAAGAAGUCCGAGGUGAACGACAAGAACCACGAGAUGGAGGAGAUCCGCAAGAAGCUGGGCGGGGCCAACAAGGAGAUGACCCACCUGCAGAAGGAGGUGACGGCCAUCGAGACGAAGCUGGAGCAGAAGCGCAGCGACCGCCACAACCUGCUGCAGGCCUGCAAGAUGCAGGACAUCAAACUGCCCCUCUCCAAGGGCACCAUGGACGACAUCAGCCAGGAGGAGGGAGGUGCAGGAGGGGAGGAGGCCGUGGGCAGCUCCCAGCGCUCCUCCAGCCUCUACGCCCGCGAGGCGCUCAUCGAGAUCGACUACAGCGACCUGCCCGAGGAGCUCAAGGACGCGCAGGCCGAGGAGGAGAUCCGGCAGGAGAUGAACCAGCUGCAGCAGCGGCUGACGGAGCAGCAGAGCGUGCUCCAGCGCAUCGCCGCGCCCAACAUGAAGGCCAUGGAGAAGCUGGAGAGCGUCCGGGACAAGUUCCAGGAGACCUCGGAUGAGUUCGAGGCGGCCCGGAAGCGGGCCAAGAAGGCGAAGCAGGCCUUCGAGCAGAUGAAGAAGGAGCGCUUCGACCGCUUCACCGCCUGCUUCGAGGCCGUGGCCACCAACAUCGACGAGAUCUACAAGGCCUUGUCCCGCAACAGCAGCGCCCAGGCCUUCCUGGGCCCCGAGAACCCCGAGGAGCCCUACCUGGACGGCAUCAACUACAACUGCGUGGCCCCCGGCAAGCGCUUCCGCCCCAUGGACAACCUCUCGGGGGGGGAGAAGACGGUGGCUGCCCUCGCCCUGCUCUUUGCCAUCCAUAGCUAUAAACCAGCCCCAUUCUUCGUGCUGGAUGAGAUCGACGCGGCGCUGGACAACACCAACAUCGGCAAGGUGGGGGUCCGGGAUGGGGGGGACACCCCCCCUAUGGGAUGUGGGGUGCUCCAAUUGAUAGAGAU
Molecule: messenger RNA, 3463 nt
Organism: Pezoporus occidentalis (night parrot)
Lineage: Eukaryota; Metazoa; Chordata; Aves; Psittaciformes; Psittacidae
Gene: SMC1A
Product: structural maintenance of chromosomes 1A
Exons: 22
Biological process (GO): sister chromatid cohesion
Cellular component (GO): meiotic cohesin complex; nucleus; chromosome
Molecular function (GO): ATP hydrolysis activity; protein binding; ATP binding
Source: RefSeq, a predicted model, not a curated record